UUUCGAUUUUAGUUUUUUUUUUCAAUUUUUGACGAUCCCAGCUGCCGACCUUCCUCUCUAGUUUUGAUUUUUGAUCAGUUUUCUGUUGUUUUUCUUCCAAUUUUAGAAAUUUUAUAUUCGAGCUUAGGGGCUGUAGAAUAAGAAGUUGGUUAGAUGACGAUGGUUAACAUGGUUAACCUUACGACCGUCUUAUGCCACAAGUAAAACCCGCCGGUUGGUGGUUACCUAACCAGCAACCGAGAUCUUAUUAUCAGAUGUUUCAAAUUUACCCCUGCUUUUGAUUUAAAUUUAUUAUUUUUUUCAGACAAAAAGAAAAAUUUUUUAAUUACUAGAAUUGCUAAAAUUCUUCCUACAAAAUAAUUUAAAAGAACUUUUCUUCAUUUAAAACAAUAACAAAAAUGAAUUCCCCAAAUUUGCAACGUACAAGAGAAAGGAGAAGUAAAAUAAUUUUUAAAAGAUUGAGAAAAAAGAGAAGAAAAGAAGGGAAAGAAUUUAAUAAAAAAUUAAUAAUUAAAAAUAAAAGAAUAUUUUCAACAAAAAUAUUUUUAAUUUUAUUUUCAACAAUUUUAUUAAAUGAAUUUAUUUUAAAUAAUGUUGAGGCUAUUCGUUGUUAUUGUACAGAUGAACACUGUGUCCCUUAUGGUGUUUGUGAAUCAAAUGUUUGCUUGGUUGGAUUGCUUAGGGCGAAUAAUGCAGUAAUCAGAACGUGUGGCAGUCAAUCAUUAGGUUGUCAAAGAAAUGUGGAUAGAUGGAGCCAUUUAUGUUCUUGUGACGAAAAUUUUUGCAAUACUUUUUUAUUUCUCAAAGCAAAUACAAAUAUUGACGGGCCUAGAAAUCGUCUUUCAUUAGAAAACCCUUCAAAUAAACAGUCUGACUCGUCAGAUCAAAGAAUAUUUGAAAGAGUAGAUCAACCAUCUAGUGGAGAAUUUGCAACGUUUGACCAUCAAUUAGAUACUGAGCCAAUGCCAAUCAAAAAUUCUAACUUGCUCACUCUUCUGUUAGUCAUUGUCCCCCUCUCUGUUGGAGCUGCAGCGGUUGUUGUUGUUGCUAUUAAUUAUUAUUGUCAUCUUUGUUAAUUUUUGAUAUUUUUUGUAUAAGGUUUUUAUUAUUUCAACACUGCAAAGAAAUCCCGUGAUCCCUCUUAAAAUUGAAAAGAUGAAAAGUUUUGGGAAUAAAUAAAAAUUUUUCCCAAAAAUUAAAACGUCGGGCCUCACUUUUGCAACACUUCGUGCAG
Meloidogyne enterolobii is the source of this 1234-nucleotide messenger RNA. NCBI's taxonomy places the organism in Eukaryota, Metazoa, Nematoda, Chromadorea, Rhabditida, Meloidogynidae. The record is from the annotation of a GenBank genome assembly.